AUGGCGGGCUUUGACCGGAUAGGGCAACUCAUAAGCGCCGGCGAUGGCCUCAACGGCGCAGACAUAUCACGCGCAACGUCGCCCGGUGCAGACUGGCAGGACAGCAAUGGAGAAGCCAACGGCAAGGAGAGGCCGCCCCGCAACCGCCCCCGGACCUUCCCUUACACCAAGUACCUUCCCUACGAGGCCGAGAAUGACGCCGACAGGUUAGAGAAUCUCGACACUUGCAUAAAGCAGCUUUAUAUUGCGGUAUCUGCUGGGGAUUUCUCGCCGGGCGCGGUGCACUGGACGAGGGAAAUUCGGGGAUGGCUGUCGCUGAAGUUCGACCUGCCGCGCGAAACGCGGGUCAAGCUGAUCCGGCUCUACUAUGAGCUUGCGUUAGCUCCCGGGCUAGACUACCUUGUAGCAGAACGCUUUGCCAGCAUGUUCAUGGUCCUCACCAAGCGCAAACACUAUCUACGACCCGGUAGAGACCUCGCUUUGGAUUGGAGACCGCUUUACAAGGAACUCAAGCUAUUCGUGCUCCCGUCUGAAUCUGGAGCAACCACUCUUACGAAUGUUAAGCGCAAUAUCCGAACGAUCACGAAGCUAUGUACUUUCGCGCAGUUGUACUUCGACCCGAAGGAGAUUCCCGCAAUGCUCGAAGAGAUCCUGCCGUUCUUCAGCACCUCGUUCGCCGAAGGUGCCUAUGUGGUCGUAGGACUGCUGAAUUUGAUCUUGCCUACCACACCGGCUCCCGCAGACCGUCCGGAUCUACAACCGCAACACUUUCUACCGACUUUCUUCCACUUAUGGUCCAUUGUGAACCGCUCCAAGCUGUUCGACGUACACCUUAUCGACAUCUGCUCGAGGCUCGCGCGCGAUCAAUUGCCCUCGAAAGCCGUUCCUUUCAGUGAAUAUGGACUCUUUACGAGGGACCAGUCUCAGCUUAUCUUCACCGCUAUUCUUCGGUUGCUGGAGAUUCCGGUUGGGCAGUCCACAUCUCCAUACAGUUCGACCGUGGAUAUCAGCGCGGGCCUGGCCAUUAUGCUAGAUAGGGAUUUGCGCAAGCACCCCGUCGCACACCAUAUCGCUAGAUGGAUAGUGAUGUCCCUGUCUCCGGCCUGUCUUGACAAGCCCGAUUCCAUUCUGGCGAACCUUGAAGGUGUCAUACAGGCGAUCGAGACAUUUUACCAUCCGUCGAACUCUGGCGGCUGGACGAGGACUCUGUCGCAACUUGUCUACUAUCUUGCAGAUUUCUUCGUCAUGCGUUGGAACCGCGAGCAUAGCGGCGAGAUGGAGGUUCCAGAAGAGCGCCGACUCAACGAUGCGGUUAAGAAGAGGUUCGUCUUGUGUUUGAGAGACGUCAUCUUCAUGGGUAUUUUUGCCAAGAGCGGGACUGCGAUCAAUUUCUCCCUGUCUACGCUUCAGUGUCUGGCCUACCUGGAGCCGAACUUGAUUUUACCUGGUGCCUUGCAGCGUAUCUAUCCGGCUAUGCAAGGCCUCGUUGAGGUUCAUCGCACGAUUUCCUCGAUCAGAGCCUUGCACAUGUUGUCCAAGACGAUGGCCAGAACAAAGGGUUACCGUUGCCACAUCACUACGCUUCUUAGUCUUGCGCUACCCGGUAUUGAUGCCAAUGAUUUGGAGAAGACAUUGCACACAUUGAGUUACAUUCAGUCUGUGUCUUACAUCAUACCUUUCCAUGACCUCACCAAGGAGAAGAAGGACGCCCCUGCAGUUCAGCAUAAGGGUGCCGAUUAUUUGAUGGCAGGCAAUGGUGAUAUGGAAGGCCGUCGGUCGGGUGCCGAGACGCCAAUGAUAGAAGUCGCAGAGAGCAGCCCGGACUUGGCGCUUCAGUGGAUAUCUGGCCAGGUUGAACGUCUGGAAAGAGAAGGUGCCGGCAUCGAAUUUGACUACGAAACCGAACUCUCAAACCAGGAAGAAGAGGCUAUUCUGAGGUCAUCCACCACAGGGUUUGCUGAAUUUCUCAUAACCUUCCUCGGCCGGGUUUUCACGUUACUGGAGAAUCUUCCUGAUGCUUCCCGCGUUCGGAGCGGCUCUCCUGAGGAGAAUGUGGUCAACACUCUGCCAGCGGCUUUUACUCCGCUUUUGGCUGCUCUUUCGCCAGAGUUGUUUGAUGUCGCGCUCGACAAGAUUGCGAACUUCGUAACAAACCACGUUAUUCACCAGGCUCGGGAUGCCAUGGCUUUCAUCUGCAAUGGGCUUGUAAAGAUCAACCCUCAAAAGACUUUGAAGCGCCUCUUGCCCGACCUUCUUGCUGGUAUUCGUACCGAAAUUGGGGAGAAUGGUGCUGGCUCUACGAGAACUACGGGAUCUGAAGUCCUACCUAAGGACAGAGCCCUUGUGUGGAACAUCAGCUUGCUCAGUAUGUGCGUCGUUCACGUUGGUGACGCUGUCUUGCAAUACAAGAAGGAGCUUUUCGACAUUGCGAAGUAUAUGCAAGAUAACUGCCGUGGCAUUCCAACUGUGCACGUCUCCAACUUCAUUCAUCAUCUACUUUUGAACCUCACUUGCAUCUACACGGUCGACUACGCUAUUUUCGAGAAGGCAGACCUGGAAAGGGGUCUCACAACGAAUGAUUGGGGCAAGAUUGGUGACGCAAAGAACAUCACGGUCAAGUGGCACGUACCAAGUGCGGAAUGCAUAACCUUUGCAGUUGAUCUGUUCGAAGCACAAGUCAAGAGCGCUAUGAAUUCUCUUAAUGCGCUUACGAGCGACAACCCGCCCGUCAAGAGAGACGGUACGGGUAAGGAGUGGUCUGAUGAGAUGUCACGGAAUCUAGUCCUACUCCGGUUAAUCAUCUCUGGUGUCUCUUGCCUCUUCGAUUCAAAAUACCCUUUCCCGAAGGACGCAAAGCCAUCUAAGGACAAUGAUGUUGAAAUGAAGGAUUCCGACAACCAAGAAGCCGCCGAGGACGAUGGAAACCUGGGCGAGGCUGAUGAUGAUGAGGUCAGGCCAACGUUCCAAUAUGAGGUUGGCUAUCCUUUGCCACGCGACAAGUCAAACGACCAAUACCGCUUGUUGCACGAGCUUCGUCAGGAAGUUGGCCACACCCUUCAUCGUAUUCAUCAGUUCCUCCUUGAGAGGCAGGAAGACGAUGUUCCUUGUUUCAACUCGUUGUACAACGCCUACCGUUCCUGGUUCAUCGACGUUGGUAUUGAGAGGUCCGCGCAUGUUCUUGACCGAGUCACUCGUUUGCUCACAGCCGAUGAGCACCCCUUCAAAGUCAGUGGUCUCAGGAAAGAAUACCCCCGACCUCUGCUUGUCAGGCGCGCAUAUGUAUACCAUUUGCAGCGUUUGCGGCACAAUGCUAGCCCCAGGGAACGCACAGAACUCGAGGCCCAACUGCUUCUGGACCUCGCACAGUCUAGUGUCUCUCUGUACACGGAGAUUCGACGCACCGCUCAGAGUGCAAAUGAGUCAGCCGUCAAGUGCAUCAUCGGAUCCAGACCUCUCGUCAUUCCCCCUCUCCUCGAAGCGUUCGAAAAGGCGGUCAAGGAAAAUGACUUCCCGCGCAUCAAGGGUGCUAUGUUCUCGUUAUUGUUCGGAAGCCUUGCGAAGACGAUUUCGAGAAACUGGAAAUUCACUCCAGCGCUCAUCAGGGCAUUUAUCGAGGUCACUGAUGCCGACAAGCCAUCAGUUCAAAAGUUGGUUUCCAAUGCCACAUUCCAAAUUAUGGAUAUGGGUAAGCCUUUAGAGCGUAUGGUAAUCCUCGACGAAGAGGUCGUCCAGGCUAUUGUGAGCCACGUCAACAAAGACGAAAUCGAGGGACUCAAUCCGAAGGUAUCGGCGAAGAGAGACGUGGUGAAGAAGAAGCGCAACAGGGUUGAGGCCAAGAAAGCGGAGCUGUCUGAUGAGUUGGUGGAGUCGGCACGCAACUCACACUGGAAGAAGGCAAUCCGGACUGCUACUGUUGUCAUCAACCUUGGCAUGCGCUUUGACAACAUUGCGUCAGAGGGCAUGAUUGACCUCGCAACAAAGGGUUCGAUUGAUCCUCAUCCCAGCUUGCGCGGUCUUUAUGCAGGCGCCCUAGUUGGUUUCUUCCAACUCGUCCAGACUCGUGCUCUAGCAAGCCACAGCUACGAGCAAUAUCUUCUGCAAGAAGAACGCAUCCCGGAAAAGAUUGAAGUGCCGACACGUCCCGAGGACCCCUCAUGGACAGGUGAAUAUUUGGCUAGCUUUGCAAAGCCCGAAGCGAGUUAUUUUGUGGACUUCGAUUACCCGGGCUGGCUGGUGUGGAACAAGACUAUGCCAGCAUUCGAGGUUGAGUCUAAGGGCCUCGGCUACGAUGAGGUUGAGACCAAAGUUCGUACACAGAUUGGUAAGAUCUUGGACAGGAACUGGUUCUCUACCUACUUUGCCUACAUGAAGCAAGAGCCGAGGGAUUCGAGUUCAGAUCGUUUCCGCAUGUCAAGCGCCAUCAUGUUGACGCAUGCAUUUGAGUUGGUUUUCGCUGGCUUGACAACUGCGACGUUCGAAGACAUCAAAGACCUUGCCCAGUCUGUCUAUGGCGAUGGAACUGACAAGCACCAACAUAGAGCCACCGCCGAGAUUAUGGGCGCGCUUCUUUGCUGCGCGCCUGAUCUGAAGAAAGAGCUUACUACCAUGAUCUGGGAGUAUAUCUUCCCACUGGUCAGUGGUAUCUUCGAGAAUGGUCUUACGCCCGAGAACUCUGGAUACUGGGCGUCUUUUGUGCACAUUGCUCUUCAAGGAAAGGAUCCACGCAGGAGCUGGCCUCUAAUUGAUCGACUCGCGGCAUUCCGUCUUGACAUGUCAUCGAGCCAGGCCUUCAAAGAGAGCUCCAAGAUCAACCUUCUGCAGCAGUGUAUUCUCGACUGCGGUUGGCACUUCCAAUUGGCAAAGCCCAUUCUCGAAGAUUUCAUGAACCAUCUUGACCAUCCGUACAAGGCUGUGCGAGAGGCUAUUGGUCAGACUAUUUCGAGCAUCUACCACACCAGAUACCACGAGUCGCAUCCGAACGUCAAGACGCUUAUGGAGAGGCAGAACUCUGCAUCCUCCAUCGGUGUCAGACCUUACCAGCCUGAUGAGAAGUUCUCGGAAACCAUUACGACUGUUUUCAACAGGCUCGAGCAAUGGCGGAAAGAACGUACGCCUGGUGAUCAAAACCCCACCUCGUACACUCAGGCUGGCAAGACCGUGUUGCUGUGGCUCGACUCUACACUCUCUUCGUACGAAUGCACGCAGCUUGUGCCAUUCUUCCCGAACGUCUUCAUGGAGCAGUUACUGCACAUGAUGGAUGUGAAGGAGGACCCGGAGCUGCAAUCCCUUGCUUAUCACGUCUUCCGUCAUCUUCCAAACAUCCCCCACCGUGCUGGCGAGGACGAAGAGUUCAUCAAUGCCAUGAUCCGCAUUGGUCGUAACGCCUCGUCGUGGCACCAGCGCCUACGCAUCCUCAUCAACAUCCAGGUCAUCUACUUCAGACGCCUCUUCCUGAUGACGCAGAACCAGCAGCAGGCUCUCUUCGAUUGUGUCUCCGCCAUGCUGGGUGACGCACAGCUCGAGGUCCGCCUUGGCGCACAGACAACCCUCUCCGGCAUGAUACGCUGCAGUCCCAUCGGCUUCCGCAACCGCCAAGUCGACGACCUGCGCGCCCGCUUCACAGACAUGCUGCGCAAGAACCCGCUGCCGAAGCGCCGUGCGCCAGGCACUCCGACGCCCGAACAGAACAAGCUCAUGCUCGUCCGCCAUGCCGCCGUUCUUGGUCUCGGCGCACUCAUCCAGGCGUUCCCGUACACGAGCCCCCCGCCUGCGUGGCUUCCGGAGGUGCUGGCCACGCUGGCGCUCAAGGCUGCAGGCGACUCGGGAACGGUUGGCAAGAGCGUCAAGUCCAUUCUCGCGGACUUCAAGAAGACCAGGCAGGAUACCUGGCAUGUGGAUGUCAAGGCUUUCGAACCGGAGCAGCUGGAGGACUUGGAGGGCGUGCUGUGGAAGAGCUACUUUGCUUAG
This is a messenger RNA of Aplosporella prunicola CBS 121167, 5967 nucleotides long. RefSeq lists its product as uncharacterized. NCBI's taxonomy places the organism in Eukaryota, Fungi, Ascomycota, Dothideomycetes, Botryosphaeriales, Aplosporellaceae. The transcript is spliced from 3 exons. The coding region runs from base 1 to 5967 and encodes 1988 amino acids. Gene Ontology annotation, cellular component: cytosol; nucleus. The record is from RefSeq and is a predicted model, not a curated record. Gene Ontology annotation, molecular function: peptidase activator activity; proteasome binding. Gene Ontology annotation, biological process: proteasomal ubiquitin-independent protein catabolic process.